GAGCAGAUAGCGCUAUCCGAAUACGAAAUUGACGCAUUGGCUUAUCAACGGCGCAAUUGAGAUAGAAGCCGGCGGUGGCUGACGGCGCCAAGGCGCCACGGAAAUUGUGUUCUCCGUCCAGCAUGGAGGUCUAAUCUCGCCUAGCCCGGGUCGGAAGAAGUGGGCAGUCUUGGACAAAAGCUUCAACGGUUCAAGCAUUUUGGAUGGAGGGAUCAUGGGCGGCUUUUCAAGAACCACCCGUGGAUCGUCGUCUUCCACAUGGGACACGAACGAUGCCUGCGCUCCAGUGUAGAACGCAACCUCAACGGGACGAUCUCUGGAGUGAAACAGCGACCAGGUCGAUGGCCUUUGGAGCCCCGCGGAGAGUCUGCAGAACAGCCAUCGACCAGCGCGGUAUGCGGGAGCGCUUUCCCCUAAGCGGCAGGUUCAUCAGACUGGCACCACGGGGUGUGCCGCUGUGCCGCCAUGGCAUGAUGAUAACGAGACGUGCAGGUCUAUUGGUUCCUCGAUGAUCGUCCCGUGUGUGACACGGCGAGAGAUAGAGUCCGAUUAGGACCAGGGAUGGGGGUGGGUUGACGGCCAGAUCGGCGUAUGCUGAUUCGCUCCUCUUU
Messenger RNA from Aspergillus ibericus CBS 121593, 611 nucleotides. RefSeq lists its product as uncharacterized. Bases 204 to 512 code for a protein of 102 amino acids. The record is from RefSeq and is a predicted model, not a curated record. The transcript has a single exon. Lineage: Eukaryota; Fungi; Ascomycota; Eurotiomycetes; Eurotiales; Aspergillaceae.